AUGGGAGGAGUAACUUCAUCGAUCGCCGCUAAAUUCGCUUUUUUCCCGCCAACACCACCGUCUUACGGUUUGAUUACCACCACCGACGACAGCUCCUCCGUUGACCGAUUGUACAUAACCGAAGUUCCUCGCCGCGACGACGUUGACGUUCUGAAGCUGCGUACUCGUCGUGGCAACGAGAUCGUCGCUAUUUAUGUGAAACACCCGAAAGCUAAUGGUACGCUUUUGUACUCCCAUGGAAACGCCGCCGAUUUGGGUCAGAUGUUUGAGCUUUUCGUCGAGCUUAGCAAUCGCCUCCGCGUCAAUCUCAUGGGGUAUGAUUACUCUGGUUAUGGUCAAUCUACUGGAAAGGCAAGUGAAUAUAAUACAUACGCUGAUAUAGAUGCAACGUAUAACUGCCUCAAGGAACAGUAUGGCGUAAAAGAUGAACAGCUGAUAUUAUAUGGUCAGUCUGUUGGUUCUGGACCUACGAUUGAUCUUGCUUCACGCACGCCUAACUUAAGAGGCGUGGUUUUGCACAGCCCUAUUCUCUCUGGGAUGAGAGUUUUGUAUCCGGUUAAACGAACAUAUUGGUUCGACAUUUACAAGAAUAUUGACAAGAUCGCUGCAGUGACCUGUCCUGUAUUAGUAAUCCAUGGAACUGCAGAUGAAGUAGUUGAUUGGUCACAUGGGAAGCAACUUUGGGAACUCUCUAAAGAAAAAUAUGAGCCUUUAUGGGUAUCUGGAGGAGGACACUGCAAUUUAGAACUCUAUCCAGAGUUCAUAAAACAUCUGAAGAAGUUUGUGGUAUCAGUUUCCAAACCAAAGGGAGCAAGAAACGGCUCGACGGCGAAGACAGCUGCAACGGAUGCAACCAAAAAACAGAGCAAGACUUCAGAGAACGGUCGUGCCGAAACGUUUCAACUCGGCUGCUGCCUUCCGGAAGUUUCUAGGAACAGCGUUGACAGUCAGCUUGAGAAAUCUAAGAAGGCUAGUAAACCGGAGAAGUCUCGGAUGAGCGUUGAUAGGUUUAGAAGGAAAAAAGGUCUGGUCUGGUGA
Messenger RNA from Microthlaspi erraticum, 1038 nucleotides. The record is from the annotation of a GenBank genome assembly. Lineage: Eukaryota; Viridiplantae; Streptophyta; Magnoliopsida; Brassicales; Brassicaceae.